UCGUAAACGGUCGGCGCAGCUCGUGAAGCGGCGCAGGCGCCGUUCGGACAUCGCGGGCAGGAGAUCAGCUCGCUUCCAGCAUCCUCCUCAGAUUCUCCGAGGGCUCUGACUAGGCUUCCUUGGCCGCGGGGGUAAGAGGUGAAGCCAAGCCAGAUUUUAAAUCUAAUUUUAGAUAAUGGCAACUGGUGAUUUAAAAAGAAGCUUACGAAAUCUAGAACAAGGAAUUCGAUUGCUUGGUUAUCCUAGAGAGGUGGAUUAUUCAGGUUUAGUAAAAGGUGAUCCUGCUGCAUAUUUGCCUAUUAUCAGCCAUUCCCUGACUUCAUAUUCAACUUAUGUGGCAGAAUUUUUGGUCAUCUCCAAUACAGAACUCACAGCAAAGAAUGAUUAUCGAUUUAUUGACUCCGUCUAUAAGCUUCUUCGAGAUAAAUUUCACUAUAAACCAAUUUUGACAAAAAAGCAGUUUUUCCAGUAUGGGUUCGUAGAGUGGAAGAUACAGAUUGUCUGUGAUAUUUUGAAUUUAGUGAUGAAAAAACACAAGGAGCUGUGUAACCUGGAUAAGACUGUAAUCCAGAAAAAGAAACGUCAUAUCAAGCCGGUAUCUUUUUUAAAUUUUGAGAAAACUCUUGUAGAACCUGUUGUUCCAGAUUUCACAUUCAGGGCUCUGCCUUCAGAGCAGAAAAAGCCACUUGUGGAACGUCACCCAAAUAGUGAAAAUUUGUCUCACCUACUCUUUUCUGAAACUGAAGAUAAUGAAAAUUUUAAUGAACCUGGAAAAGAUGUUAUUGGAAUCACUUGUGAAUCACAAGACACAGAACUUAAUGCUAAGAUUGAAGACCUUCGGAGUAUGCUUGCUGAAUGUCAAGAAAAACUUAAAAAACAGAUUUUGAUAGAGGAUAAGUUACGUUAUUUGGAAGAACAACUGAAAGGAAAAGUGAUUAUGCAAGAACUGGAAUCUGAUGUUAAUUCUGAGAUUGCAGAACUACGGAAUAUUCUUGCUGAAUGCCAAGAAAAACUUAAAAAACAGACAUUGAUUGAGGAAAAGUUACAUUAUUUGGAAGAACAACUGAAAGGAAAAGUGAUUAUAGAUGAAAUGGUUUGGAAUAAUCUUUUAAGUCGUGUCACCCUCCUUGAAACAGAAAUGCUUUUACAUGUUAAAAAGUAUGAUGUACCUUCAGAUACUCUUGAUUUGAAAGAAGAUCACAAGUAUAGCAGGAACAGGGUUCUUUCACCUCCUGGUAUCGAAUAUCCUUAUCACAUGGGAGGAUUCACUCACAACAACUUAUUACUUGAAGGAGGAAAAAAUGACUUGGCUGCUGAAAAAGAGCCUGAUAGAAAAAGGAGGGAAGAUAUGCCAGAGAGUCUUCUUGAGCAGUCUGGAUACAGCUUACUGUUAUCCACAGAUUCUUCUCCCCAACCCAGUACUAUUAAUUUCUUUGGUUUGACAGAGACUUCAAAGGAAACAACAAUGGAGAAAAUAGAAAGGAUAAAAAAAAUGUUUCAAGAAACUGCUGACUUGUUGAAAUAUUCAAAUAACUCUUCUUAGAAUUUCCUCCAUGGACUUCUGAGACUCAACACUGAACAUUUUCUUUAUUUUAAGAUUUAUUUGUACAGUUUAAAAUAUAUUGAUAUUGAUACAUUAAGAAUUCCAUUUGGUGUAUUCAUUAUUGAAGAAGUAAUUUAUUUCUUUUGAACUGUAAUUACACUACUUUACUGUGUUUGAGCUUUUCGCGAGGAAAAUAUUCCUGUUGUUCCAGUAGAUUUCUUUUGCAGAGUGAAGUCAUUAUAGCAGUGUAUUUUUGUGUUGACAUUUGUUGGCAGUGUGCUAAGUAAUAUGUUUUUUAAAGUGCAGGCUUGAGGACCACAGUUUACAUCCUGUUGGAAACACUCCAAUGGGGACUUGCAUAUUGCACCCAAGAGAUUUUCAUGCAUACCAUUUUGCCAUCUGUGUAGUCAAAUAAGUUGUAAUGAAAAGUUAAGUGUACACAUAGAGAAUGAAAAUGUUUUUAUUUUUUAAAAUACAGCUUUUCUUUUUCAACUUAGUAGAAAAGUAGUGAUGCAUUAGAUUCUCAAUUAACUUUGAAAAAGUGAAGGUCAGUGUGAUCUCCCACUUCUAUAUUUAUGUGUAGGUCUGAAGUCUUACUGUGAAAAAGGUGUUGAGUGUUUUAGUGCCAUAUUCGGUAACACAUUUUAAGACCAGCAGCACAGAUGGAGACCAUCCAGAGUUACAAAGAUACACAAAAAGGUUUUUAGUUUUUGUUCUUUUUAUUUUGGGGGUGGGUGGAGGAGUGGAAUGGGUGCUGUGAUUUGAAGUUGUAAAUUUCUUUAGAGAUGUGGAUGAUAUUGAUGGAAGCUUACAUGGAAUUGAGUCAAGGUAAAAAAAGAAUUUAAAAUGUUCUCAUUUUAAAAAGGAAGUUUACUGUGAACAGAUUUCAAGAGAAGAUGGUUCCUUUAUUAUGAAGGAAGAAAACAAUUUUUUCCUUUGAUUUUAUUUUUCCCUAAAUAUAUAUGUAAUUAAGAAUUUUAAUUUUAAAUUUUAAAUGUUUUAUAUGGCACUAAAGUCAAAUAAAAUAAUGUUCCCUUAAA
Monodelphis domestica (gray short-tailed opossum) is the source of this 2583-nucleotide messenger RNA. The record is from RefSeq and is a predicted model, not a curated record. Lineage: Eukaryota; Metazoa; Chordata; Mammalia; Didelphimorphia; Didelphidae.